Aspergillus oryzae RIB40 is the source of this 2559-nucleotide messenger RNA. RefSeq lists its product as uncharacterized. Lineage: Eukaryota; Fungi; Ascomycota; Eurotiomycetes; Eurotiales; Aspergillaceae. The record is from RefSeq and is a predicted model, not a curated record. Gene Ontology annotation, molecular function: histidine phosphotransfer kinase activity; phosphorelay sensor kinase activity; protein binding. The transcript has 5 exons. The coding region runs from base 1 to 2559 and encodes 852 amino acids. Gene Ontology annotation, biological process: protein autophosphorylation.
AUGCCGAACGUGAAAGGAUCAGAGAGUUAUCCAGUUAUUCUGUAUUACUGCACCCUCGAUCGCAUCCCCUCCCUUCCGCAGUUUGACAACGGGCAACAGACAACAGCUGCAGAAGAAGAUGUCGACAAGGAUUCGCCUCGUUUGUCCUCGGACAUUACCCUCACAGCCCUGAGUCAAUUGGCCGUGUUGCGCUUCGGAUGCAAUCGAGCCUUCAUCUCCAUUAUCGACGAUGGGAAUCAGCAUAUUAUUGCAGAGGCUACCGGGUCCAUCUCGCUACGUGACAAGGAUCGACAUGCUCCAGAUGAUGCAAUCUACCUCGGUGUGCGAACGAUCGAUCUGGCCUGGGGAGUGUGUCCGCAUACCAUCUCCUUGUUUACCGGCCAGGACAUGUCCAAGGCGGUCGAGACGCCUAAUAUGAUCGCCAACAGUUCCCGUUUCGUUGUCCAUGACUUUACCCAAGAGGACUUUUUCAAAGAUCGUCCAUAUGUAGUGGGGUGGCCCUACUUCCGCUUCUACGCCGAGGUGCCACUCCUUAGCCCAUCCGGGGUCGUGCUGGGUUCCUUCUGUGUCGUGGACAACAAACCACGAGGGCACUUCGCGGAAGAAGAGGUGAACGCUCUUAAAGAGAUUGCAGAUGCGGUAGCGUUGCAUCUUGACAAAGUCCGCAUCUCGAUCGAUCAUCAUCGGGCGGAGAAACUCAUUAAAGGCCUCACGAAUUUCGUCAAGGACCAUGGGGAGUUUGAUCCGGCCGAGGUACCCCUCCCUAUUAGCAGACAGUCAACGCUGAACACACUCAACUCUCCUCGCGAUCAGUCAUCAGUGAGUCUUCCCACCCCAGGUGCUGGGGGCGUUGGAAACAUGGAGGGUCCGAUUAUGAGCGGGUCGACUGCAUCCGAGGUUGAGUUGUCAUCGCUGUUUUCAGGAGUGACAUCCUCCGAACAAACCAAGACGUCAUCUUUCCUUUACAACUCAUCGCAAUCCGCAGCACCAACGCCAGCAGAGGAGACUAUUAGCCACCAGGAAGCUGCCCCAGAACGCAACGAACCUCCAACGGUGUCGGUGAAACGCUGCGUCAAAAAUGCGGACCAAAUCGCUCAAGUCUUUACUCGAGCUAGUGUCUCUCUUCGGGACUCGCUGGACCUAGAUGGGGUGCUCUUCCUUGAUGCGAGUCGAUGUAACUCGGGCGUAGUGCUCUCGGAUGAUGAGGCUCGAAGUUGGGAACCUCUCCCCACUACAGCAAAUCCAGAUUCCUGCAGGCUAGAUUUCGCCAAGAUUAACAAUCUGACCACCGAGGACAACGGACGGGAGGACCGCAUCCGUGCAUCUGACGGUAGUUUGGAGACGACAUUUGAUUUGGCUAAUUUAAUCGAGGAGGUCACAAGGGUUCAAUAUGUUGGUCAGCGGGUACCCAAGGCAACUCUGCCUUUUGUGGACGCCCUAGCCACACCCAAGAAUGGUGCCCCCUACGGCGAAACCACGGUUGUUGUUCGUAUUGAGGAACGGCACGCAUGGAAAGUGCAAUCCCUGGCGGGGGCAUGGAAACGAAUUGUCAUGAACCUCCUUGGCAACUCCUUGAAAUUCACCAGUGCUGGGUUUGUAGAGGUCUCUCUCUCUAAAGUCGUGAAACAGUCUGACCCCGAAUCAAUUUAUGCUCAUCUCUGUGUGACGGACACAGGUAGAGGUAUUGAUCGGAUGUUUCUCAGAAACAAGCUCUUUUCCCCAUUUGCACAAGAGAACACCCUGUCGGAAGGCCUAGGACUAGGCUUUAGCAUCGUGCGCCAGUUAGUUGACGCCAUGGACGGGCACGUCAAUGUUCGAAGUGAAGUUGGAGUUGGCACACAGGUGGACAUCUACAUUCCUGUUCGGCGCUUCGCCAGUCAUUAUCCCUCUUCAACUUCCAUGUCGAGCGCUCCAGUGAAAGCCUGCCUGGUUGGAUUCGAAGGAUAUCCAGAUAUAAAAGAUACCCCUACUGGAAUUUUGCCCGUCGAAGCCAAGAGAAAACUCGCCAUUCGGAGCUCAUUAGCACCUGUGCUGAUGGCGCAAUGCGGUUGGAGUCUCUCGAUAGCAGAGUCUAUAGAAAAUGCUCGCGGUGAUGUUGCUAUUAUUGAAGAAGAGGAGUUCGCCAAGGCGACAUGCGACGGCCAAUUACCGCGUGAACUCUGCGAGAGAACCGGGAUCAACUUUUUCAUCAUUCUCAGUGGUAUGCAGCCGCGCCUAAAUGACCUACCACCGAAUGCGAUCCGCGUAUCGCAGCCGUUCGGGCCGGCAAAGUUUCAGGAUGUGCUUCAAAGGACACAGGAACUCUAUCUCAAGUCACUAGAAAAUCCUAGAUCUCCUCCUCCCCCUCCUGGGAAGCCAGUUAUCACAAAGCGUUCUUCGUCGGAGCUCGUAUUACCAGCCAGCCCUGACGCCCCACAAGAGGUGGGAGUAGCAUUACCUCUUCGUGUGCCUCCCCAGACCCCUCAGAACGCUAAUGCGAUACAUUGUCUCGUCGUAGAUGAUAAUGACAUCAACCUAAAAGUAAGCUGUCUUGGCUACCACGUAUGUAACGACCAUUGA